UGUGUGGAAGGGCAGGUCAAGAGGCGGGGAGAGGAGUGCGGGCCGCACUCUGAGGCGGUCCAAGACACUGGCAAGCCGCAGAAGCCCAGUUCGCCGGCCAUGAAGCAGCCAUUGCUGGCGCUGCAGCUGCUGAAGCUGCUGCUGCUGCUCCUGCUGCCGCUGCCGCCGCUGCCACGAGCGCUGCGCGAGGCGCGCUGCUGCCCUGAGCCCUGCAACUGCACGCCCGACGGCGCCCUGCGCUGCCCCGGCCCCGGGGCCGGUCUCACUCGACUAUCACUCGCCUACCUCCCUGUCAAAGUGAUUCCAUCUCAAGCUUUCAGAGGACUUAAUGAGGUUAUAAAAAUUGAAAUCUCUCAGAGUGAUUCCCUGGAAAGGAUAGAAGCUAAUGCCUUUGACAACCUCCUCAAUUUGUCUGAAAUACUGAUCCAGAACACCAAAAAUCUGAUACACAUUGAGCCGGGAGCAUUUACAAAUCUUCCCCGAUUAAAAUACUUAAGCAUCUGUAACACAGGCAUUAGAAAGUUUCCAGAUGUUACGAAGAUCUUCUCCUCUGAAACUAAUUUCAUUCUGGAAAUUUGUGAUAACUUACACAUAACCACCAUACCAGGAAAUGCUUUUCAAGGGAUGAAUAAUGAAUCCAUAACACUCAAACUAUAUGGAAAUGGAUUUGAAGAAGUACAAAGUCAUGCGUUCAAUGGUACGACAGUGAUUUCACUGGUACUAAAGGAAAAUGUACAUCUGGAGAGGAUACACAAUGGAGCCUUCCGUGGGGCCACGGGGCCCAGCAUCUUGGAUAUUUCUUCCACCAAAUUGCAGGCCCUACCGAGCCAUGGCCUAGAGUCCAUUCAGACGCUAAUUGCCACGUCAUCCUAUUCUCUAAAAAAAUUGCCAUCGAGAGAAAAAUUUGCCAAUCUCCUGGAUGCCACGCUGACUUACCCCAGCCACUGCUGUGCUUUUAGAAACGUGCCAACAAAAGAACAGAAUUUUUCAUUUUCCAUUUCUAAAAACUUUCUCAAACAAUGUGAAAGCACAGUAAGGAAACAAAAUAAUGAAACACUUUAUCCUGCCAUAUUUGCUGAGAGUGGACAGAGUGGCUGGGACUAUGAUUAUGGCUUCCACUUACCCAAGACACCCCGAUGUGCUCCUGAACCAGAUGCUUUUAAUCCCUGUGAAGAUAUUAUGGGCUAUGACUUCCUAAGAGUCCUGAUUUGGCUGAUUAAUAUUCUAGCCAUCAUGGGAAACAUGACUGUCCUUUUUGUUCUCCUGACAAGUCGUUACAAACUUACAGUGCCUCGUUUUCUCAUGUGCAAUCUCUCCUUUGCAGACUUUUGCAUGGGGCUUUAUCUGCUGCUCAUAGCCUCGGUUGAUUCCCAAACCAAAGGCCAGUACUAUAACCAUGCCAUAGAUUGGCAGACAGGGAGUGGGUGCAACACUGCUGGCUUUUUCACUGUAUUUGCAAGUGAACUUUCUGUCUACACUCUCACCGUCAUCACUCUAGAAAGAUGGCACACCAUCACCUAUGCUAUUCACCUGGACCAAAAGCUGCGAUUAAGACAUGCCAUUCUGAUUAUGCUUGGAGGAUGGCUCUUUUCUUCUCUAAUUGCUAUGUUGCCCCUUGUGGGUGUCAGCAAUUACAUGAAGGUCAGUAUUUGCUUCCCCAUGGAUGUGGAAACUACUCUGUCACAAAUCUAUAUAUUAACCAUCCUGAUUCUCAAUGUGGUGGCCUUCAUCAUAAUUUGUGCUUGCUACAUUAAAAUUUAUUUUGCAGUUCGAAACCCAGAAUUAAUGGCUACCAACAAAGAUACAAAGAUUGCUAAGAAGAUGGCAAUCCUCAUCUUCACCGAUUUUACCUGCAUGGCACCUAUCUCUUUUUUUGCCAUCUCAGCUGCCUUCAAAAUGCCUCUUAUCACAGUAACCAAUUCUAAAGUUUUACUGGUUCUUUUUUAUCCCAUCAAUUCUUGCGCCAAUCCAUUUUUGUAUGCAAUAUUCACUAAGACAUUCCGAAGAGAUUUCUUUCUGUUGCUAGGCAAAUUUGGCUGCUGUAAACAUCGGGCUGAACUUUACAGAAGGAAGGAUUUUUCAGCGUAUACCUCCAACUACAAAAAUGGCUUCACUGGAUCAAGUAAGCCUUCUCAGUCCACCUUGAAGUUGCCCGCAUUGCACUGUCAAGGUACAGCUCUCCUAGACAAGACUUGCUACAAAGAAUAUUAACUGUUACAUCAGUAACUGCAUUAUUGAAUUGUUCUUAAACCUGUAAAAAAAAUUACCUGUAUCAGUAAUUUUAACAUCAAGGGUUGGAUUUAGAAAUUAUUUAUUUGUAGGUAUACUACGCAAGAGACCUCUACCUAGCAGAAAGUAUAGUCUAUGACCACUGCCAUUCUAAAAACUAUUUGUCACUGGUACAUGAUGACAUAAAUACCGAAGUUAGAAAUUUUUGUAGAAAUUUUGACACAGUAAUUUUGUUUGAUGAAUCUAAUAUUUUAAAAAAUUGAGGUGGCAUUUUGCAUAUCUGUUUUUCAUUUUUGUAAUUUGUAUUAAAUUCUAUAAAAAUAUUAGUUCAUAAGAGAUCAGAAAUUUAAAAUAACUGGCCUUUUUCUCAGGUAGCUUGAAAAACACACUCUAGAGAUACACUGUCUGAUAUGGUAGCCACUAGCCACAUGUGGCUAAAUUAAAAUUAAAUAAAAUGAAAAAUGUAAUUUCUCAGUUGCACUAGCCAUGUUUCAAGUUUUUAGUAGCUACAUGUGACUAGUGGUUAUCAUACUGGACAGCACAGACACAGAAUAUUUUUGUCACCACAGAAAGUUCUAUUUGUGCUAUUAUACAGACUUUUAUCUAUCCCCUGUCUGGAUUCUACUUAUUUAUAAUUUAAGGUAAACAUCUAAAAGCACAUUUCAGCUUAUUUGCUUACUGAAACAUUAAGCUGUAGACUGUGAACUCCUUGUGAGUAGGAAUCCUGUCUCAGUCCAUUUUGUUUUCCUGCUUCCUACCUCAAGAUCUUGGCAAUGGUAUACUACAAAUGUGCUGAAUUACAAUUACUCUGAAAUUAUGAAACAUAUAACUAGAGCUUAUAUUUUUAUUUGAAUAAAAAAAUAAAUUGUCUAAAUAUUUAAAAAUAAUUAAGCUUCAUGAUUUCCACCCUUUGGAGAAUAUAGAAAAAUACGUUCAGUAUUUGCUAGAAGAUAUUUUUACUUACUGAAAUUGGAUCUUAAAGGACAACAAAACUAUGGUUUUAACUAGUGUUUUUUCUAUGCUCCUCUGACUUUUUUUAAAGUAACUCUUCCUGAAAGCUAAUUCUACCCCAAACAUCUUGAUAAAUGUUAUAUAAUUUAACCCAUUUAAUCUUCAUAAAACUCUACAAUGUAGAUAUUCACAUUUUGUAGGAAAGCAAAACCCAUAAUUUGCCAAAGUUCUCAAAACAAAUAAAAGAUACGACUAAUAGAAUUUAAACUCAAAGCUCUGAUUCAGGACCCUAGCCUCUUAAUCACUGUAAUUUACUUAUUCCCAUAUUGGUAAAAUAGUUGUCCAAGGGUCUAAUAUGCAUUUAAAGUUCCUUAAAUUUUCCCCAACAUUUUAUUACAUUUUUAAAUGUGCAGAAAAAUUAAAAGAAUUGUACAAUGAACAGCCAUACAGCACCAUUUAGGUUCAAAAAUAUUUUACCAUAUUUGCUUUAUUACAUAUAUAUAAUUAUCAUUAUUUAUCAUCUUUGUGUGUGUGUGUAUUUCAGAGUAAUCUGCACACGUCAGUACUUAGCCCUAACCAUUUUAGCACUCUUAUUACUGGCCAUGAUAUUUAUCUACAUCUCUAGAUAAAAUUUACAUAUAGUGAAAUGGACAAAUCUUAAGCAUACCAUUUAAUGAGUUUUGAGAAAUACAUACACGUGACCCAAACUUUUCUCAAGACAUUAAUAGAAUAUUAUCACCCUCAGAAAGUUCCCUCCUUCCCCUUCCCAGUUAAUUCCUGACACCCAGCCCCAGAGGUAAGGAUGGAUUUUUAUUUUUUUCUCCCACCAAUUAGUUUGUCUGUUCUAGAACUUCAUAUAAACAGACCAUAUAGUAUAUACUCUUGUAUAAGGCUUCUUUGACUCAACCCAAUGUGUUUGCUAUUCAUCCAUGUUAUUGCUUGAAUUAGUAGUUCAUUUCUUUUCAUUGCUGAUUCGUUUUACAGUCUAUUCUUCUAUCAAUUAAUAUCUGUGCUAUUUCCUGUUUUUAGCUCCUUUGAGAUUUUAUUAUAUAAAUGUAUAGACAUAACCUGACAGUCUAUGUAUCCAAUCUGUUUUCAAUCCUUAUGCCACUGUGCAAGGUGAUUCAAAGAUCCUAACAUUAUAAAUUUUAUAAAAUCCCUUCCCUGUACUGCAAUUUCACAUCUCUGACUUUUCUGCUGCAUAGCAAGUCACUUGUCUUUAUUUAGAUGCAGGCCUUUCUCGCAAGCUAGUGUGUUAAGAUUUGUCUCAGCAAUAUAACAGAAUACUAAUUAGUCAUGUUGCAGUAUACCUAACAUAAACUUUCUGAUUCAUAUAUAAAUCCCAGAACCAAAACAGCUACUAAGCAAAAAAGCAUAAAGGGAAAAAUAAAAUCUCUUCUUGUGGAGAAACUUUAAAUUACACACUCAAAUGCAGUUUGAAACCAAGGUACUUGUACAGAUACUCUGGCGAUAACUUGCAUUACCUUUGCACAAAAACUGAUGUUUAUGUCUACAUUUUAAGUUUUAACACAUGGAGUCACAGUUUAUUCUCUCCCUCAUUCUCAUUCCCAUAUUCUUCAGUUACUAAGUUCUAUCAGUUAUUCUUUUGAACUGUCUUUUACACCAGUUUAUAUUCCAGGGCCAGGCAUGGUGGCUCAUGCCCAGCCACACUGCGAGGACAAGGCAGGAGGAUCACUUGAAGCCAAAAGUUCAAGAUUAGCCUGGACAACUUGGCAAGACCCCGUCUCUACAAAAAUAAGAAAUUUUAAAUUCGCCAGGUGUGGUGGUAACAUGCCUGUAGUCCCAGAUACUCAGGAGGCUGAGGCAGGAGAAUCGCUUGAGCCCAGGAAUUCGAGGCUGCAGUGAGCUAUGAUGCCACUGUACUCCAGCCUGGGCAACAAAGUGAGACCCUGUCUCAAAAAGAAAAAAAAAUCGAUAUAAACAUAAACUGAAAAAAAAAAUUGUAUUCCUACUGCCACAUCCACAAAUCAGGUCAUUUUCCCCUUAUUCCUGUACUGUCUCCCUAAUUUUUAUUCAUAUCCAAUCUUUCCCAUGUCCAUACUCUCAUACCUACUACCACUGAUUAAUCUUUAUAAAAUCCUAUUUCACCUUAUUAUAUACCUGUUAAAAAAAAAAUCCUGAGCAAUUCACCCAACCUAUAAAUUUAAAUUUUAGAGCUUAGCCUAACAUUCAGAGAGCUCUAGUAUCUACCCUGGCUCACUGCAGCCUCUGCCUCCUGGGCUCAAGUGAUCCUCCCAUCCAGCCACCCAAGUAGCUGGAACUACAGGCAAGUGCCACCACGCCUGGCUUUUUUUUUUUUUUUUUUUUUUCUCCAUGUAGAAAUGAGGUUUAGCCAUGUUGCCCAGGCUGGUCUUGAACUUCUGUCUUCAAGCAAUCCUCCUGCCUUGGCUUCCCAAAGUGCUGGGAUUACAGGCAUGAGCCACCAUGCCUGCCCUAUCUUUUCCAUUUUUAAAAAAUUAAACUCUCUUUACUUUCUCCCUAAUCCACUAUAGUCAAGACUCCUCCUCUAUCCAAAACGAUGUAGGGCAUAAAUAAUUAAUACGUAACUCACAAUGGUCUCUCUCUUUGGACUUCUCUAGCAUUUCUCCUCUGCAUCACUCAUUUUUUGUCGCUUACCCUACACUGCUGAGUAUUAAUUAUCUUUACAAGUACACCUCUUAUUCACCUAUGAUAGGAAUUUUUUUAGGGAUUCACUCAUCUCUUCUGUCUCCAACUACAUCUAGAGUCUUACACAUCAUGGAUGAUUAAUAAUGUUUUAAGCUGAUCCAUUUUUAUGAGUGAAAUAAAAUUGUCCUAGUUAAGAAGUAUUUCCUAUAGGAGAUAGUCUAAUCGAAAGCAUGUAUAUUCUUAUUCUGUAUAAUUUCUCAUACCUAAAUCAUAAAAAUGCAAUACUCAAUAAAUUUAUAUUUCUAUUUUGUAGUUUUUUAACAAACAUUUGGUAUUAUCUCUGGCAGGUUGCAAAAUGGCUAAGAGGGACUAAUUCAUCUGGAAUAAGUCAUCUAAAUUUACAAAACAAUUUUAAAAGGCAAUGGUAUUUUUUCCUCCAUUUAUAACAUUUGCUGUAAAGGGCAUGAUUUUGGUUUCCUCAAAUUGUAGUAAGUCCAUAUGUAAAUUAAGUAUCUCUGUCACGAAGAUUUCAAUAAAUGUGUUUAUAAUUAGAAAUAA
Callithrix jacchus (white-tufted-ear marmoset) is the source of this 6366-nucleotide messenger RNA. RefSeq names its product luteinizing hormone/choriogonadotropin receptor (gene LHCGR). Lineage: Eukaryota; Metazoa; Chordata; Mammalia; Primates; Cebidae. Gene Ontology annotation, cellular component: plasma membrane. Gene Ontology annotation, molecular function: luteinizing hormone receptor activity; G protein-coupled peptide receptor activity. The record is from RefSeq and is a predicted model, not a curated record. Gene Ontology annotation, biological process: ovulation cycle process; male gonad development; hormone-mediated signaling pathway.